Molecule: messenger RNA, 1470 nt
Organism: Metarhizium brunneum ARSEF 3297
Lineage: Eukaryota; Fungi; Ascomycota; Sordariomycetes; Hypocreales; Clavicipitaceae
Product: FAD-containing monooxygenase EthA
Source: RefSeq, a predicted model, not a curated record
AUGGCACACAGGAAACAAGACGUCGACUAUGACGUCGUCAUCAUCGGCGCCGGCAUCUCGGGCAUCAACAUGGGCUACCGACUGCAGGAGCGCAACCCCGAGCUGAGCUACUGCAUCGUCGACGCGCGCCACGAGAUUGGCGGCACCUGGAGCCUCUUCAAAUACCCGGGCAUCCGAUCCGACUCGGACCUGUACACGUUUGGGUUCCCGUGGCGGAUAUGGGAGGAGAAGCAGCCCAUCGCCCACGGCACCCUCAUCCUCAAGUACCUCAAGGAGUCGGCGGCCGAGGCCGGCGUCGACAAGCACAUCAAGUUCAACCACAAGGUCGACAAGAUGGACUGGUCGUCGGCCUCGUCGUCGUGGAACCUCGACAUUGUCGCCAACGGCGCCGACAAGAUCAAGCUGCGCUCGCGCUUCGUCUUCCUGGGCACCGGCUACUACAACUACGACGAGCCGCUGCAGACGCAGAUCCCGGGCCUCGAGGACUUUGCCGGCCCCGUCAUCCACCCGCAGUUCUGGCCGACGGACCUCGACUACACGGGCAAAAACGUCGUCAUCAUCGGGUCGGGCGCCACGGCCGUCACCCUGCUGCCGUCCAUGUGCGACAAGGCCGCGCACACCACCAUGCUGCAGCGCUCGCCGACGUACAUCCUGGCCCUCCCGCAAAAGGACUACCUCGACCGCGCGCUGCGCUUCCUGCUGCCCGGCGGCGUGGCCCGGAGCCUCAUCCGCUUCAAGUGGAUCCUGUCGGCGUUCCUGCUCACCACCUUCUGCACCUGGUUCCCGCGGCUCGCGCGCGCCCUCAUCCUCAAGCGCACGGCGCGCGAGCUGCCCAAGGGCGUCGCCAUGGACCCUCACUUCACGCCGCGCUACAACCCGUGGGAGCAGCGCAUGUGCCUCUGCCCCGGGGGCGACUUCUUCCAGUGCCUCAAGACGGGCCGCGCCAGCGUCGAGACGGGCGUCAUUGCCCGCGUCACCCCCAACGCCAUCAAGCUCACGUCCGGCCGCGAGCUGCACCCGGACGUCAUCGUCACGGCCACGGGGCUCAAGCUCCACAUCGCCGGCGGCAUCGAGACCUCGGUCGACGGCGCCCCCGUCCACAUCCCCGACUGCUACGCCUGGAAGGGCUGCAUGCUGGAAAACGUGCCCAACCUCGCCCUGUCCAUCGGCUACGUCGACGCCAGCUGGACCCUGGGCGCCGACGCCACCGCCCAGCUCGUCUGCCGCAUGCUGAGCCGCAGCGCGCGCGAGGGCUACAGCGUCAUCAUGCCCCGGCUCAGCGACGCCGAAAAGGCCGCCAUGAAGCCGCUGCCCUUUAUGCGCCUCAACUCGACCUACGUCGAGAAGGGCAAGAGCCUGUUCCCCAAGGUCGGCUCCGACCCGCAGUGGAAGCCGCGCUCGCACUACUGGAAGGACAUUACGAAUGCGUGGUGGGGGAACAUUGACGCCGGUAUUCAGUGGUUGAAGUGA